AUGAUCACGCUGCUGGGAUCCCCGCUGGUGCUCAGCGCCGCUACAACUGUGGUCAAGAAAGCAUUUGAGCUCUUGGACCUAAAAACCGAGCUCGAGACAAAAGUAAGGAUGCUGGCACUGCCCAUUGACAUCUUUGCCCGCCACGUCACCCAAUCCAACACGGCGCUGCAAGAGGCGGUGGGGGUUGCCAUAAAGGUCCUCCAUGACAUCGAUGCCUUCCAAGACCUCCUGACACAGCAGGAGGUCCAGCAGGCACGACGCUCUGUGGCACUGCACGCCGCUGCACCGCGCGACGACAGGCUCUCUUCGGUGGCAGUCAGGCAGCAGCUUCGAAAACUGAUCCAGUCCCUGGAUGGGGUGCUUCCCUACUUGACCCUAGCCAUCAGCGCCGUCGCCUGGUAUCGCCAGUCUUCGCUGCGGCCCCAGGCCGGCGUGCCGCCACAGAUGAGCGAGGUCUUCCCGCUGUGCACGCUGAGCCUGGUGCGGGGCCAGGCCCCCUUCUCCUUCCAGCUCAGCAUCCAACAGGGCCUGGACGAUGGCAGGUUCCACGAUGAGGAGGAAAGCGCAGAGAGCAUUGCCCUCCAGGUGUCGGAUCUCUCCUGGGUGGAGUGGGGCAGCAGCCAGAGUCUGUCGCAUGGGAGCGGGCAGUUCAAGCCGGCCCUCAUCCUGCACUUCGAUGCCCCUUCUAGCGGGACCGACAGGCAGGGCGCAGCGCGUGCUGCCACCUGCUAUGCCAUCCAGAUCCGGGACCAGCUCGAUGAGGGGUAUGAGGAUGCCGCUUCAACAUCCGGCGGGUCCCCUUCUCCGUCAGCCUCCUCCAGCUCCAGUGAAGAGUCUGCAGUGAAGGGGGCGGAGGACCCUGCGGGCCUCCCUGGGUCCACGGGAGACCAGGCCCAGGAAUGGGGCACACUGGGCUGCCUCGAGUAUGUCAUCAAGCUGUGCGCGCUGGAAAGCAGGGAACAGGCCUGCCACACCACGCUGCAGGACGAGCGCAUCCAACUAGGGUUCCAGACCGGCACGUGCCAGGCCCCAGCCCCGGGCGCCCGGCCCAGCGCGCAGAGUCCCUGGCACCCCGCCGUCGCGCCCGUGCCCGUCUCGGCCGCCCAGACCCCGCCCCAGGACCUGGGGGCGGCGCAGCUGGCCUCUGAGCUCGGCAGGCGGCUAGCCUUCACGCCGUCGCCCGUGCUGCAGCCGCCGCGGCGGCGCAGCGCGGCGCGCUCCAGGUCCUCGCUCAGCAAGGCGCGGCAGGCAUAG
This is a messenger RNA of Auxenochlorella protothecoides, 1254 nucleotides long. RefSeq names its product RanBD1 domain-containing protein. The transcript is spliced from 8 exons. NCBI's taxonomy places the organism in Eukaryota, Viridiplantae, Chlorophyta, Trebouxiophyceae, Chlorellales, Chlorellaceae. Gene Ontology annotation, molecular function: GTPase regulator activity. Bases 1 to 1254 code for a protein of 417 amino acids. The record is from RefSeq and is a predicted model, not a curated record. Gene Ontology annotation, cellular component: nucleus; cytoplasm.